Molecule: messenger RNA, 2478 nt
Organism: Closterium sp. Yama58-4
Lineage: Eukaryota; Viridiplantae; Streptophyta; Zygnematophyceae; Desmidiales; Closteriaceae
Source: the annotation of a GenBank genome assembly
AUGGCUCACCUGGUUGGGCGCGAGGCCAGGAGCGCGCUCAACGCGGAAGAAGUCAGAGGCGGGGGGGCGGGUCUUAUUGCCCGCGAGGAUGAACGCGGACCAGCUGCCGUUGCUGCCUGGCCCCCACCACGUGCCCCGUGGGCGAGCGGAUCUGGACCUGCGGGGCGCGCGGCAAGUUCACCCCUUCAUCCCAACUAUGGGAUUCUCACAUGGUAUAGAGCUAUUUUGGCUAACGCCACCUUCGUCCUCCCUAGGAGAUCCUCGGCCUCUUGCCGGCUUCAUGGUCUUUGCCCCACCAGCCUGCUCUCCUCCCUCAGGCUUUUCCCCGUGGCAUUUGAGGCGCUUGUACGCGCCUACCACUUCGCCCGUCGAUUCCGCUUCCGAAGGCGUUUUGCCCGUCAAUCCCGCUCCCGAGGGCAUUUCGCCCGUCAAUCCCGCUCCCGACGGCAUUUCGCCCGUCAAUCCCGCUCCCGACGGCAUUUCGCCCGUCAAUCCCGCUCCCGACGGCAUUUCGCCCGUCAAUCCCGCUCCCGACGGCAUUUCGCCCGUCAAUCCCGCUCCCGACGGCAUUUCGCCCGUCAAUCCCGCUCCCGACGGCAUUUCGCCCGUCAAUCCCGCUCCCGACAGCAUUUCGCCCGUCAAUCCCGCUCCCGACGGCAUUUCGCCCGUCAAUCCCGCUCCCGACGGCAUUUCGCCCGUCAAUCCCGCUCCCGACAGCAUUCAUUCGCAUCGUCACCCCCUUCCAAGGGCCAUCCAGCCCACUUCCCCCUUCCCCUCGCUUCCUCCUCCUUCGGGCCAUCCAGCCCACCUCCCCCUUCCCCCUCGCUUCCUCCCCCUAAGGGCCAUUCCGCCCUUCUCCCCCUUCCCCCUUGCUUCCUCCCCCUAAGGGCCAUUCCGCCCACCUCCCCAUUCCCCCUCGCUUCCUCCUUCGGGCCAUCCAGCCCCCCUCCCCCUUCCCCUCGCUUCCUCCCCCUAAGGGCCAUCCAGCCCACCUCCCCCUUCCCCUCGCUUCCUCCUCCUUCGGGCCAUCCAGCCCACCUCCCCCUUCCCCCUCGCUUCCUCCUCCUUCGGGCCAUCCAGCCCCCCUCCCCCUUCCCCCUCGCUUCCUCCUCCUUCGGGCCAUCCAGCCCACCUCCCCCUUCCCCCUCGCUUCCUCCUCCUUCGGGCCAUCCAGCCCACCUCCCCCUUCCCCCUCGCUUCCUCCUCCUUCGGGCCAUCCAGCCCACCUCCCCCUUCCCCCUCGCUUCCUCCUCCUUCGGGCCAUCCAGCCCUCCUCCCCUUCCCCCUCGCUUCCUCCUCCUUCGGGCCAUCCAGCCCCCCUCCCCCUUCCCCCUCGCUUCCUCCUCCUUCGGGCCAUCCAGCCCUCCUCCCCCUUCCCCCUCGCUUCCUCCUCCUUCGGGCCAUCCAGCCCUCCUCCCCCUUCCCCCUCGCUUCCUCCUCCUUCGGGCCAUCCAGCCCACCUCCCCUUCCCCCUCGCUUCCUCCUCCUUCGGGCCAUCCAGCCCACCUCCCCCUUCCCCCUCGCUUCCUCCUCCUUCGGGCCAUCCAGCCCACCUCCCCCUUCCCCCUCGCUUCCUCCUCCUUCGGGCCAUCCAGCCCACCUCCCCCUUCCCCCUCGCUUCCUCCUCCUUCGCUUUCCGCCGCAGCAGCCCUCCUGCUGCCGCCACCGUUUCCCUUCCGCCGCAGCAGCCCUCCCGCUGCCGCCGCCGUUUCCCUUCCGCCGCAGCAGCCCUCCCGCUGCCGCCGCCGUUUCCCUUCCGCCGCAGCAGCCCUCCCGCUGCCGCCGCCGUUUCCCUUCCGCCGCAGCAGCCCUCCCGCUGCCGCCUCCGUUUCCCUUCCGCCGCAGCAGCCCUCCCGCUGCCGCCGCCGUUUCCCUUCCGCCGCAGCAGCCCUCCCGCUGCCGCCGCCGUUUCCCUUCCGCCGCAGCAGCCCUCCCGCUUCCGCCGCCGUUCCCCCUUCGCCGCCGCAGCCCUCCCGCUGCCGCCGCCGUUCCCCCUUCGCCGCCGCAGCCCUCCCGCUGCCGCCGCCGUUCCCCCUUCGCCGCCGCAGCCCUCCCGCUGCCGCCGCCGUUCCCCUUCGCCGCCGCAGCCCUCCCGCUGCCGCCGCCGUUCCCCCUUCGCCGCCGCAGCCCUCCCGCUGCCGCCGCCGUUCCCCCUUCGCCGCCGCAGCCCUCCCGCUGCCGCCGCCGUUCCCCCUUCGCCGCCGCAGCCCUCCCGCUGCCGCCGCCGUUCCCCCUUCGCCGCCGCAGCCCUCCCGCUGCCGCCGCCGUCUCCCUUCGCCGCCCCUCCCGUUGCCGCUCUGGCCUUUCCGUCUCCGCCGCCCUCGCCUCCUCUGCUGCGCCCUCUCCCGUCGCCGCUCCUCGCACCUUCGGCUGACUUGCGCCCUCACCUGCAGCUUCCGCUGCCGCACCCCCCUCCCCCCUUUCUCCCCCCCUCCUUCGGCCCCGGCUUCCUCAUUCCGGGGUUGUGCACCACUAUAA